AUGAAGUUGUUGUUUAAAUUACAGACUCCAAAAUCCUUGUGGACUCUGAAGCCUCCUAAUAGGACUUUCCAUGGACACCCCAGGCUGCUUGCUUCUGAUGUGUAUUCACAGUAUGAGUCUGUCAGGCGGGGUGAACAGGAAAUACCAAAGUACUUUAACUUUGCAAGUGAUGUACUGGACAAAUGGUCUGAGAUUGAAAAGGCUGGAAAGAGACCAUCGAACCCUGCCUUUUGGUGGACAAAUGGAAAAGGAGAAGUGAAGUGGAGCUUUGAGGAGCUGGGGUUCCUGUCUCGGAAAGUGGCCAAUGUGCUGACUAAAGUAUGUGGACUGCAGAAGGGGGACAGAAUUGUUGUGAUCCUGCCACGAAUCCCAGAAUGGUGGCUGGUGAAUGUGGCUUGCAUGCGAGCAGGAAUUGUCUUAAUUCCAGGAAUAUCCCAAUUAUCAGCCAAAGACAUAUUAUAUCGACUCCAGGCAUCAAAGGCCACGUGCAUCAUUACCGAUGACACACUGGCUCCUGCUGUGGACUCAGUGGCAUCCGAGUGUCAGUUUCUGAAAACCAAGCUAAUCGUGUCCAAAGGCAGUAGGGAGGGAUGGCUGAACUUCACUGACCUGUACAAAAACCAAUCUGCCUACCAUUCCUGCGUCAAAACAAGGAUUCAAGACUCAAUGAUUAUCUUCUUUACCAGUGGAACCACAGGUUCUCCAAAGAUGACUGAACAUUCCCAGGGUAGUCUUGGUUUCAGACCCCUUUUAAGUGAAAGGUACUGGUUGGAUUUGACUCCCUCAGAUAUAAUAUGGAGCACAGCAGACACAGGAUGGAUAGUAGCUUCACUGGCAUCUGUUUUUGAUCCCUGGGUUUUUGGAUCAUGCAUCUUUAUACAUCAGCUACCACAGAUUGAAUCAGCAGCCAUCCUAAAUACUCUCUGCAGAUUCCCCAUUGACACGCUGGUUGGUGCUCCAACAUUGUUCCGCAUGCUGGUGCAAAAUGAUCUCUCCAACUACAAAUUCAUGAACCUGAAGCACUGCAUGAGUGGAGGAGAGCCACUCAACCCAGAAGUCAUGGAGCAGUGGAAAAGCAAGACUGGGCUGGACAUCCAUGAACUAUAUGGCCAGACUGAAACGGGAAUAAUCUGCUCUGUUUUUAAAGGAAUGAAGAUUAAACCUGGAUCAAUGGGGAAGGCAGCUCCCCUUUAUGAUGUUCAGAUCAUAGACAAAAAUGCUAAUAUUCUGCCUCCAGGACAACAGGGGGAAAUUGCUGUCAGAUGCAAACCUAUAAGACCACUUGGUUUAUUCUCUGAAUAUGUAGAUAACCCUACGAAAACUGCAGAAAGUGAACGUGGGGAUUUUUAUGUCACUGGAGACAGAGGAACUAUGGAUGAAGAUGGAUAUUUUCAGUUUAUUGGCAGAGACGAUGACAUCAUCAUUUCUUCAGGAUAUCGCAUUGGGCCAUUUGAAGUAGAGAGUGCCCUGAUAGAGCACCCAGCAGUAGCAGAAACAGCUGUUGUCAGCAGCCCAGAUCCCCUUAGAGGAGAGGUUGUGAAAGCAUUUGUGGUCCUGUCCUCGACCUUUUCAUCCAGUGACCUGGAGAGCUUAACCUGUGACUUGCAGGAGCAUGUCAAGAAAACUACUGCUCCAUAUAAAUACCCUAGAAAGGUGGAAUUUGUCCAAGAGCUGCCAAAGACAGUCACUGGGAAGAUCAAGAGGAAUGAAUUAAGAAACAAAGAGUGGGGACGGAUGUAG
Gavia stellata (red-throated loon) is the source of this 1740-nucleotide messenger RNA. RefSeq names its product acyl-coenzyme A synthetase ACSM4, mitochondrial. The transcript is spliced from 13 exons. Gene Ontology annotation, molecular function: fatty-acyl-CoA synthase activity; fatty acid ligase activity. Gene Ontology annotation, biological process: acyl-CoA metabolic process; fatty acid biosynthetic process. Gene Ontology annotation, cellular component: mitochondrial matrix. The coding region runs from base 1 to 1740 and encodes 579 amino acids. The record is from RefSeq and is a predicted model, not a curated record. NCBI's taxonomy places the organism in Eukaryota, Metazoa, Chordata, Aves, Gaviiformes, Gaviidae.